AUUCUGUAGUUCACAUGUAAUUUAAUUAGUUUAAUAACGUUUGUUGGGCAUAUUUGAAUGCAGAUUUUUAUCAUGGAAAAUGAAAAAGAACUUCUGUCCAUCGAAAGUCUUUCAACUCUUGAUGAGAUGCAAGCCGCAUAUAAUAAAAUGCAGAAAGAACUAGAGGAAAGCACAAAAUCUUUGGAAGAACACAUUAUUGAACGCCCACAAUUAGAUGCAAAAAUAAAAGGAAUUUGUAAAAUGGAACCUUUUCUUGAUUUACUUGAGUGCGACUCUGACAGACUCUGUAGCCAAACAAAUUUUGUAUGUGAUUUAGCAGAGAAUAUUAGUUCCAAAGUUCGUCAGCUUGAUUUGGCAAAAAAUCAUGUUUUUGAAGCAAUUCAACGAGUUGAUGACAUUCUGGAUUUAAAGUUUUGCACUGAUGGUGUCAAGACUGCGAUGGAGUCGAAUGACUAUGAACAAGCAGCGGCAAAUAUCCACAGAUAUUUGUGCUUAGAUGAAAAUGUAAUUCAGCAAAGCAUUAUUGCGGGAAUGGAAAGUUCAACUAUCAAUGCAUCACUGACAGUAUUAAGAGAAGCCAGAGUUCAAAUGUCUAAGGUUGUUUCGGAACAGUUCGACUUGGCAGUGAAAGAAGGUGACUUGACAGCUGUUGAGCGUUUCUUUAAAAUAUUUCCUCUUUUAAAAAAGGAGGAAGAGGGUCUGGAAAAAUUUGCCAAGUUUUUGCGGCAAGAAAUUGCAAAAAGUUCACAAGAAAAUUUGAAACUUGCUCUGAAACUUGAUUCCAAUGAUAGACGUUUUCAUGUUCUAUUUGCAGACACAUUGACACUUUUAUUUGAAGGAAUAGCUAGAACAGUAGAGAAACAACAACCUCUUGUUGAAACAUAUUAUGGUCCAGGAAAACUUUUCAUGCUUGUGAAAAACUUGCAACAAGAGUGUGAUAUUCAAGCAAGAUAUGUGCUUGAUAAGUUUGAAUCAUUCAGAAAAUUCAAGUGGAAAAUCCAACAAGUACAGAAUGCUUUUGUUAAUAGAGGACGGAGCGCUGAUGAUUUGAAUAGGAAAUCUUUUGAUCCAAGAGAUAUUGAACCGUUGCUUGCUGAAGUUACUCUGAUAAGUGCAAGGUGUGAAUUAUAUCUUAGAUUUUUACGGAGACGUGUACAGGCAGAUAUUGACAUUGUGUAUCAAACAGAGGAAGAAAAGAAGGAAAAUAAAAGUGAACUUCUCAAGUGGGUGACCAACUGUGACCUCAGUCAUAAAAUGCAGGAGAUUGUUGGUGGAUAUAUCUUGAUGGAGGAAUAUUACAUGAGAGAAUCAGCAUCGAAAGCUAUACAACUUGACACAAUUGAAGAAGGUUCGCUGACUUCAAGUAUGGUGGAUGAUACAUUCUUUAUAUUAAAGCAAUGUAUUAAAAGGGCCAUGACAAGUUCAUCUAUUGAUUGUGUUUGUGCAAUGCUAAACCAUGCAGCCAGUGUGCUUGAUUCCGAUUUCCGUUCUGUUUUAACAACUAGAAUCAAAGCAGGCUUCUCAUCUGGUGGAAUGCUAGAUAACAUUAGUUCUGCGUACAAUGUUAUGCAGACUUCACUUCAGCAAGGUAAAUUGGGAAGUGUAGAUGAACAAAAUGCAAUGGCGCGUCAAAUGUUCAUCACCACUCUCAAUAACUGCGAUGUAGCUAGUCAACAUGUACAAACACUUAAACGAAGUCUAGAAGCUGAAGUUUUCAAAGUUUUUGUAAAACUACCGAAACAAGAUUUGGCUAAACUGGAAAGUUGUUUUAGUGAUCUUGUUGCAUUAUCAUCCAAUUUCAAGGACUUGUUGGAAGCAGGUGUAACUGAGCUCAGCUCAUCUUGUAUAAAACCAGAAAUCCGCCCAUUAAUUACGAAUUUUUUAUCUGUGAGUCACAUUUUAAGUGAAUCAGAUUUCGCCACUUAUGAGGCAAACGAUCCUUGGGCAGAACAGUUAAUUUAUGCUUUGCAACAGCUGACUGACAAAUUUCAUGAAGCACUUUCAUCAAUGAUAUAUGACCAACUCAUCAGUCACUUGACCAAUGAAAUUGCUAUACAGCUAGAAAAAGUUGUAUUCAAGUCUACCUUUAAUCGACUAGGUGGAAUGCAGUUUGAUAAAGAGCUUCGGUCACUUGUGAGUUUCCUGACAACAACGACAACUUGGACUGUUCGUGAUCGUUUUGCAAGACUGACUCAAACAGCAACGAUUUUGAAUUUAGAUCGUGUUGAUGAAAUAUUAGACUAUUGGGGCCAUAAUUCUGGGCCUCUAACAUGGAGACUUACUCCAGCAGAAGUACGACGUGUACUUGCGUUGAGGGCGGACUUUGGCUCUGAUGAAAUUUGUAAACUUAAAUUAUGAUUCUAAUCAUAAAAUAUGGUAUAAACUUGAAAUUACCUAAAUUUUACAUAUUAAAUUUUUUCACAUUUCAUUCUGGAAUGCUUUAUCGAAAUGUCUGUUUUAAAAAUUGAGUGCAUGCAAUCGUAGUCCUACAUCAGUGAUUGUCAAAGUGUGGGCCACGGCCAAAUUGUGGGCCCCCAAGUAUUUUCUACUGUGGGCCCGCCAACAAAUUUCAAUUAUGGGCAGUGAUACACAAAAAUGUUUCUAUAAAUCCAACAUUACAUAUAAUUUUUUUCCCAAAUGGUUCGAUCAUUAUGUUUGUUUCAACUAUAGUACUGUAGCGUAUUAUGUAUGUAUGUUUAUUUGCUUCAGAAAUGUAACAGUAUCUGUAUAAUAAUUAAACAGUAUAACAGAGACGGGA
Styela clava is the source of this 2758-nucleotide messenger RNA. Its product is annotated as conserved oligomeric Golgi complex subunit 4-like. The record is from RefSeq and is a predicted model, not a curated record. Gene Ontology annotation, cellular component: COG complex. Lineage: Eukaryota; Metazoa; Chordata; Ascidiacea; Stolidobranchia; Styelidae. Gene Ontology annotation, biological process: retrograde vesicle-mediated transport, Golgi to endoplasmic reticulum; Golgi organization.